AUGAGUACCCAUCCAGAAUCAUCUGAUAGGCCCGCAACUACAUCACCGACUGACUUGACAAAUCUGGGAGCUCAACUGCGUGAAGUUCUAAACCGAUUUAAUGAGCUGAGCGUUGGAAUGAUGGCCCAACGGCGAGUAAUCGAUCAAUUGGUAGCUAGUGGUGCUAGCGGUGAACAACAUGAGCCCCUACCUCCUGGCCACUCUGAACCUCAACCCAUAUUUUUACCUUAUAUUCAAACCUCUGUUACUUCACAAGUCAUAAACCCACCUGAGGAAGUCUUUACUUAUCCCACUCAUGGCCCACAACCUGCUUUUGCACCUUACAUCCAAACUAACCCCCCUCAUGUCCAAAUUCCCCAAAAUUAUCCGCCAAUUACUAUGAGCAUGCCAUUCGAGCCACAGGGACCUUAUUAUUACUCUACCGCUGAGCCAUUCACCCUAGAUACCGCUGUUCAAGGGAAAGUUGAAGCCGGGGAGUCAUCCGCACCAGUGGAUAAGAAUUUGGUAAAGCGAUUGGAUCGGUUUGAGGAGUUCAUAAGGAAAAGCCGAGGCUUGAACAAACAAGGAGCACCCAAAUUUAGCAAGUACGAUGGAACUGGUAAUCCCAAAGCAUACCUUCGGAUGUUCGCAAACAAACUUGGAAAACCGAUAGAUGAUGAGAAUUUACCUGUACGUUUAUUUCCCGAGAGCCUAGAAGGCGACGCGUUGGAUUGGUAUUCCAAUUUGAAGACUGAGGAUAUGAGAUCUUGGAUAGAUUUGUCAACUGCUUUUAUGAGGCAGUACGAAUAUAAUUGCGAGCUUGCUCCAACGAGGGCCACACUUGAGGGGACUAAAAGAAAACCAUCUGAGGACCACAAGACGUACGCGAAGAGAUGGAGGAAAUUGGCCGCCAAGGUGGAGCCUCCUAUGAUUGAAAACGAGAUUGCCGGAAAAAUUGUUAAUGUGUCAACAUUGAAGAUGCAACUAGAGGCUCUGCAAGGCCAGAAUAACAGUGAGAAGAAAUCCCAAUUUAAAGGAAAAGAAGAGGAAACUGCUUUUGUUGGGGAUCAGGGCCCCUCGGCCAGACCUAGAUUUUCAAACCGCCUUGUUUAUUCAUCACCCUAUCCAUACUACCCAAACUCCCGUCCUAUCCACCAUACUACCAUUAACCAUUCUCGACUUCGACCAAAUUUACUCACACCACCCUUUCAAAAUCCUCAACCAAAUCUCAAAACUAGACAUCGCCCUUCUUUUAACCCAAGACCUAUUCCACCCCCUAGCUCAAAUUACUACUACCAACCAACCAGUGACACCCAAAAUUCAACGUCACACCGAACCUUCACCAAUCUAGGUCGGCCUGUUGACCAAUUAUAUGAGCAAUUGAAAGCUGCCGGGAAAAUUGGCGUUAUACCUCCUAAGAUCUAUUCUAAGCGCUUUCCAUCUGACUAUGACCCUCCAACAGUCUGCACUUAUCAUUCUGGAGCUCCCGGAUGGCCCAGAAUAAAACCGUCUAAUCCUUUGGAUAUCACUGUUCAGAAAUUUGAUGGCAGCGAUCUCAUAAAUGUGAAUGUGAAUUUCAAAAAUGAGAUGAGUGGGAAAGAGGCAUCUGAAAAUGUUUCAAAGAGGCCCGAAUGGAAUAAAAGAAGUCCAAGCCGAAUCGGGAUCAAGAUUAGGAAUAAGAAGCAAUUGAACACAGUCCAUCGUGGUCAAUAUGAUCAAGAGGAUUGGUCUGUGAUUACCACUAAAGGGUCAAAUCAUGACCAUUCAGACGAGAAGGCAAAGCAUUAA
This is a messenger RNA of Coffea arabica (coffee), 1767 nucleotides long. Lineage: Eukaryota; Viridiplantae; Streptophyta; Magnoliopsida; Gentianales; Rubiaceae. The record is from RefSeq and is a predicted model, not a curated record.